AUGAAAAAAGAUCAUCGUCGGUGGACAUGGAAGUCGCCCAAUGGCGCGACUCGUGCGAAGAUCGACCACAUACUCACCAACCAGAGGUGGUGUCUACUUGACGUCUCAGUAGUAUCAUCCUUUUGUAGUGGUUCUGAUCACCGUCUCCUUCGUGCGAAAAUACGACUUAGCCACACGAUGGAAAAGAACAUCUGCUAUCGGCAACGAAGGAGAAAAGAAGUCGUCUACGACGAUUGCGUUUUCGAGAACUCUUUGUCCCAAGGUGACUGGCACAUCGAGGAGGACCCAAACAUGGACUACGAGAUGCUGCUCAGAGGAUUAUGA
Molecule: messenger RNA, 324 nt
Organism: Necator americanus (New World hookworm)
Lineage: Eukaryota; Metazoa; Nematoda; Chromadorea; Rhabditida; Ancylostomatidae
Exons: 1
Coding region: 1-324 (107 amino acids)
Source: RefSeq, a predicted model, not a curated record